AUGAAAGUUAAAGUCCUCUCGAGGAACCCGGAUAAUUAUGUCCGGGAGACCAAACUGGAUAUUCAGCGUGUCCCUAGAAACUAUGACCCAACACUCCAUCCUUUUGAGGUGAGCAGAGAGUACACCCGGGCUCUCAAUGCUACGAAGCUUGAAAGGGUGUUUGCCAAGCCUUUCCUGGCCUCUCUGGAUGGACACAGAGAUGGGGUGAACUGCAUGGCCAAGCACACCCAGAGCCUCUCCACCCUGCUCUCUGGCUCCUGCGACGGGGAGGUGAGAGUGUGGAAUCUGACCAAACGUGAAUGUGUCCGCACGCUUCAGGCACAUGAGGGUUUUGUCCGGGGAAUGGUUGUCCGUUAUUGUGGAACGUCCUUCUUUACGGUUGGCGAUGACAAAACAAUCAAGCAAUGGAAAAUGGAGGCACCAGGUUACGGCGAGGAAGAGGAGCCGCUCAACACUAUUCUGGGCAAGACGGUCUUCACAGGACUGGACCAUCACCAGAGGGAGGGUGUGUUUGCAACGUGUGGCCAGCAGGUGGACAUCUGGGACGAGCAGAGGAGCAGCCCGGUCCGCUCUUUCACCUGGGGCGUAGACAGCUUCAGCUCUGUCCGCUUCAACCCCGUGGAGACUGAACUUCUUGCAAGCUGUGCCUCUGACAGAAGUGUAGUGCUGUAUGACAUGAGAGAAUCAGCGCCACUUAAAAAGGUUAUUAUGACAAUGAGGAGCAACACAUUAUGCUGGAACCCGAUGGAAGCCUAUUACUUCACCUGUGCAAAUGAGGACUACAACCUCUACACAUAUGACAUGAGGUACCUGGACCGGCCAGUCACAGUGCACAUGGACCAUGUCUCUGCAGUGCUGGAUCUUGACUAUUCUCCCACUGGGAAGGAAUUUGUAUCUGGCAGUUUUGACAAAACCAUCCGGAUCUUCCCCAAGGACAGUGGUCACAGCAGGGAAGUCUACCACACCAAACGCAUGCAGCACGUCAUCUGCAUAAAGUGGUCAGCAGACAACAAAUACAUCCUGAGCGGGUCCGACGAAAUGAACAUCCGACUGUGGAAAGCCAACGCAGCUGAGAAGUUAGGAGUGCUGGCCCCCAGAGAGAGAGAGGCCAUCAACUACAGUCAGAAGCUGAAGGAGAAGUUCCAGCACCACCCACAGAUCAGACGCAUCGCUCGCCACCGACAUCUACCCAAGAACAUCUACCACCAGAGCAAGGAGCUGAGGAUUAUGAAAGAGGCUCGCCGUAGGAAGGAGAAGAAUGUCCGCAUGCACAGCAAACCAGGAACUGUCCCCGUGGUGUCUGAGAAGGAGAAGCAUGUUGUGACUGUGGUCAAAUAGACCACUGAAGGGCUGCCAUUAAGAGAUGAGGUGGAGCCCAAGAUCACACCCACAUGGGACAUGUUCAGACUGCUCUCACUCAAGAUUAAAAAAAAAAAAAAAAAGUCUUCAUUUGUCAGUUGUGGGAAGGACAAGUGACCACUCACGCAUCGUUUAAAGUACAGAGACACUGUAAAUACAUACAAACAACAAAUCUUGUAAAAGAAUCCUUUUUUUCUGCCACUUUUGUGGCAUUCUGUGACAUUCUGCUUUGAAUGUGUAGAUCAAUCUAAAUAAAGUUUAAGAAAGGUUGAUUAUUACAACCACCACUUGCAAUCCAGCAGUGUCUGAAAGGACAAGUGUUCUGUUAAGAAUUGCCACACUCCCACAACCUGAGAGCUUGCUGUCACCGCCUCAUCCUGGCUAUAUGUGAUCAUUCUCCAAGAAGACUUGUGUUUUGUAGUUUCAACAUGAUACAUUGUACAAAUGUGGCUAAAAUUAGACACAUUGGAAUAGUCCCUCUAUGAUCCAGUCUCUCACGGUGCUGAACUCAGUAGUGCGCAUGUAAAAGUGAUGGCUAAAGUAGCUAUGAAAAAAACAGAGCUUGAGGGUGAAGUUCAGACCCGUUGUAACUUUCUACUGCACACCUGGCCAAUUGCUCCAUAAGGUGGCCGUGAUUUCAGUAAGUUAAUGUUAAACGAUCUGAAGAAGAUUUCUUUUAAAGCAUACUCACACCUUAAGGAAUAUUUGGAAAGUGUUUUAUAUCUGAACGUUUUGUUUUCUGCUUUUAGUUAUUGUACUGGACAUGGAAACACAGGUUUGUUAAAUAACCAUCCUGAAGGGCAGAUGUUUUGGCUUACUAGCAAAAAAAGUGUCAUCAGUUUUACUGUUUCUCCCCUCAGUUUUGAAAUAUCUAAUAACCUAUGGGCUAGGUAACAUUGUUAGAGCGCAUAAUAAUCUCAAUCUGUAUGUAUAUGGGACUGACACUGUUUGUUGAUGUGUAUUUAUAUAUAAAAAAAAAAGAUGUAUCUGUU
This is a messenger RNA of Micropterus salmoides (largemouth bass), 2351 nucleotides long. It is a transcript of the gene dcaf13, whose product is annotated as ddb1 and cul4 associated factor 13. Gene Ontology annotation, cellular component: nucleolus; small-subunit processome. Gene Ontology annotation, biological process: maturation of SSU-rRNA from tricistronic rRNA transcript (SSU-rRNA, 5.8S rRNA, LSU-rRNA). The transcript is spliced from 11 exons. The record is from RefSeq and is a predicted model, not a curated record. The coding region runs from base 1 to 1338 and encodes 445 amino acids. Gene Ontology annotation, molecular function: protein binding. NCBI's taxonomy places the organism in Eukaryota, Metazoa, Chordata, Actinopteri, Centrarchiformes, Centrarchidae.